GUCACGUCCUCGACGAAUAUAUUUCCCGAAUCAACUCAAGGGGGUGGUAUCUUUGUUCCAUUGUCAAUCUUCGACAAUGCUUCUACUAGUUUCGCUCGUUGCGCGGCAGCUUGGUUUUACGAUCCUCCUUCCAGUCCAGCAUCGGUACUGUCCGCUUCCCACUUGCAAAUCUCUCUUUCGAAAACUCUGAAUUAUUACCGCCAAUGGUGUGGACGCCUCUCAUAUGCUACACCAAAGCCCAAUGGCAGCCACAACCACCGCUAUCAACGAAUUUGGGUUACAUACAAUACAUCAACAGAUAUCGGGAUCCCUUUCGUCACCGCCAAAUCUCCCAAAAGUCUUUCGAAAUUUCUACCCAGUAUCUCGACUCGCAGAUUUUCACUGAAAGCAUGGGAUGCAUCUCAACUUCCAGCUGCCGAACUCCUUCCCAAGUCGAAACUAUCGGUUUCAGAAGACAGGGACGCUCCGAAUGUGAUCAUCCAAUUCACAACUUUUGCCUGCGGAAGCACAGCAGUGGCGAUAGAAAUUACCCACUGCUUCGCUGAUGCUGUGUCCCUAUCUCGCUUCGCCAAAGACUGGUCUCAUAUGAGCAGUUGCAUGUUCAGAAACGAACACCUUCCAGCACUCACUCCCAUCUUUGACCCACAACGCCUCGACUCUUUCGCAGCAGGCGACAUCGACACCUUUUCUCCCGAUCCCUCCAUCGUCACCAAAGCCCGUUCACUCCCACAACACAGAUACGACUGGCAUCUCCAAGUCCAAGGCCAGCCCUGGCCAACCCACACACCCGCCGAUUUCGACACUUCCCUCACUCUAUCACCAAGCACACCAAUCCCAUGGCACCAAUGGGACACGAAGGCCACUAUCUCGCACCACGUCCUUCACUUCUCAGCACAAGAAAUCCUAAACAUUUACUCGCUCGCCACCUCCCCUUCUUCCGGUACACUCGUCAAAAUCUCCAAACACGAUGCGCUCUUAGCACAUAUCUGGAGCCACAUCACCCUCGCACGCCAAAUCCCAGAAAACACAAUAGUGUAUCUAGACAUGACGUUUGGUCUCCGACCACGCGUCUCGCCUCCUCUGCCAGACUCUUUCCUCGGGAGUCCGAUUACACAUGCCGCUAUCCCUUCCACCGUUGCCUCUUCACCUCCAUCAAUUUCUUCUCUUGCACAAAUGAUCCGGAAAACACUUGCAAUUUUCACACCCGAAGCAGUGGCAAACCAUCUCCAUGACGUAGCAUUCGAAGUUGCGCCCCAGAGGCUAUGGAGGGCGUGUCUCGGUAGAGAGCAUGUAUUGCUGACGACCUGGGUGCAUGCUGGUGUUUACGAAGUUAAUUUUGGAGGUGGAGGGCCGCGGCAUGUGGAGGCGGUGAUGCCGAGUUGUGAUGGGCUUGUUGAGGUUAUGGAAGCGAGUGAUGUGAGGAGGGAGGGUGGGGAGAGGGCGGAUUGGAUUAGUGAGGGUGUAGAUGUUAGUGUUUAUCUUGAGGCUGAGACUAUGAAGCGGUUGCUUUUGGAUGGAGAUUUG
Messenger RNA from Hyaloscypha bicolor E, 1524 nucleotides. RefSeq lists its product as uncharacterized. The transcript has a single exon. The record is from RefSeq and is a predicted model, not a curated record. The annotation marks the transcript as partial. NCBI's taxonomy places the organism in Eukaryota, Fungi, Ascomycota, Leotiomycetes, Helotiales, Hyaloscyphaceae.